AUGCUUGUAACUACUAAAGUGGCACAAAUACCCAAUGUACCACCCUCAACAACAACAUUUUCAGAAGAAACUCUAAUACCUCAAUUAGGCGUUGAAACGCCACAACCUGAAGAAUUACGUUUUCAACUUAAUCGUAUUAAUGAUUGGAAUUUCAAUAUAUUUCUUAUUGAAACAAUAAGUGGCGAACGGCCAUUAACAGCGAUAACAUAUCGAAUAUUUCAAGAACGUGAUUUAAUAAGGAUAUUUUCUAUUGAACCUCAUAAACUACUUUCUUACUUAUUCGCACUUGAAGAUCAUUAUCAACAAGUGCCAUAUCAUAAUAAACUUCNAAGUAAUAUUCAAUAUCGUAAUGAAUCCCAGGUUAUUAUGACGCGUGAACAGAAAUUGAAUGGCACAAAUACCCAAUGCGUUGAAACACCACAACCUGAAGAAUUACGUUUUCAACUUAAUCGUAUUAAUGAUUGGAAUUUCAAUAUAUUUCUUAUUGAAACAAUAAGUGGCGAACGGCCAUUAACAGCGAUAACCUAUCGAAUAUUUCAAGAACGUGAUUUAAUAAGGAUAUUUUCUAUUGAACCUCAUAAACUACUUUCUUACUUAUUCGCACUUGAAGAUCAUUAUCAACAAGUGCCAUAUCAUAAUAAACUUCAUGGAGCUGAUGUUUGUCAGUCAAUGCAUGUCUUGCUGAAUAGUUCGGCACUCAAAAACGUGUUCAACGAAUUGGAGAUCCUGGCGGCGAUAUUCGCAGCAGUAGUGCACGAUGUCAACCAUCCCGGUUUAACAAAUCAAUUUUUAAUUAAAACUAUCCAUCGAAAACUGAGUUGUGAAAUACGCGGAGAUAAAAAGAUUGUUGCGAUCUCGGAUUCUGUUGGUUUGGUUUGGUUUUGUCCGGUUGUUGUAGGAAAUGAUCAGUAUACCCCGUAUUUGUUCGUUCGGUUUUAUAUGGUUCCGGGUUUGGGAUUUCGUUGGAUUGAGACGGAUUUCGAGGCAAAAGAUGAUUUAGCGAUUCUGUACAAUAAUGAAAGUGUACUUGAAAAUCAUCAUAUAGCUGUUGCAUUUAAAUUAUUAAAAGCUGAUGAAAGAAACAUUUUCUCAAAUUUAACAGCUGAGCAAAUGAAGACGUUGCGUAAAAGGGUUGUGGACAUGGUCUUAGCAACUGAUAUGUCUAAACAUAUGACAUUGUUAGCUGAUUUUCAAAAAUUAGUUGCAGCAAGUAAGACGUCGGGAAAUAGUAAGCUUACACUGGAAUCAUAUGAUGAUCGAAUUCUGGUGUUACAAAAUAUGAUUCAUUGUGCUGAUCUAUCAAAUCUAACAAAGCCAUUAGAUAUAUAUUCCAAAUGGAUUGAUCGAUUAAUGGAAGAAUUUUGGAAGCAAGGUGAUGCAGAACGUGAUUUUGGUUUGGAAAUUUCACCUAUGUGUGUGAGAAGUGCAACUACGAAAGACAAACAUCAGAUUGGUUUUAUUAAAUCUUUUGUACACCCAUUAUGGGAAACAUGGGCAAGUUUGGUACAUCCAGAUGCAAAUACUAUUUUAGAAACAUUAGAGCAAAAUCGUGAUUGGCAUGAAGUUCGCCUCGCAGCUUUAACAUCUUCACCAACUGAUAAUUCAUCAAGUUCUAUUACUGCUAUUACUACUAUUGUUACCAAUAAUUCGUCAUCUGAUGAUGCGAAACAAGAUUAA
Adineta ricciae is the source of this 1677-nucleotide messenger RNA. The record is from the annotation of a GenBank genome assembly. NCBI's taxonomy places the organism in Eukaryota, Metazoa, Rotifera, Eurotatoria, Adinetida, Adinetidae.